Punctularia strigosozonata HHB-11173 SS5 is the source of this 732-nucleotide messenger RNA. RefSeq lists its product as uncharacterized. The record is from RefSeq and is a predicted model, not a curated record. Lineage: Eukaryota; Fungi; Basidiomycota; Agaricomycetes; Corticiales; Punctulariaceae. The transcript is spliced from 3 exons. The annotation marks the transcript as partial.
GAUGAGGAAUGGUGCUCCGACUACAUGGUAUCCUCUUAUACGCCGACCAUCGGUGCUCUUCUGUCCGCGAGACAGGCGUAUACGCCAAUCCACCGGAGUAAGAUGCGUGCUUUGGUGGCCGCGGUACCACGAUCUUCCCUGCCUCGAUGGGCUGAUCUACUUUCCACGCGCGACGAAGUGGGUAUCGUCCGAGAUGCUCUACCAGAAGGAGUGGUCAUACCUCUGUACCCGGAAGACGAUGCCUUGACGGGAGAUGGUGGCGGAAUGAGGGCCGAGACGCUGCUCGAGAACCUUCCCCAGGCGAACAUUCUACACCUUGCGUGCCAUGGUCAUCAGAAUGCGGAAGAUCCUCUCAAAAGCGGGUUCGUCAUGCGGGACGAAAUGUUGACGAUUGAAAGGUUGACGAUGAUGCCGCUACCGAACGCGUUCUUGGGUUUCUUGAGUGCAUGCGAGACUGCAAAAGGAGAUAAGAAACAACCGGAUCAAAUCAUUCACCUGGCCGCUACAAUGUUGUUUGCUGGCUUCAAGAGCGUGAUUGCAACGCUGUGGUCUAUGGAGGAUGUCGAUGGGCCGCUCAUCGCCAAGUCGGUGUAUCGGGACAUAUUCGAUGGUGACAAGGAGUAUAUCGAUCCAGACGACGUCGCAUACGCACUCGAUAGAGCAGUGCAGGCGCUGCGUAGAACUCAUCCCGAUCCAUGUCGGUGGGCUCCAUACAUUCAUCUUGGUAUAUGA